GCUGAGGGCCCGUGGCAUUUUGCCGACUUGCUACUAUGUAGUUACGUCACUGCCGGUAUGUAUGUUUUUACUUAUGUGUCUCUGCGGAUUAUACGUCAAUUAAAAAUAUAAAAAGCCAGAAGUCCCAUACAAAUUUUAUCGAAAUCGAAUCUGCAGUUUCUUUUUAUAAGAAUAUAACUCCAAGAAUUCUCAUAAGUAAUAAUUAUAAGUCGUUUUACCGCGACUUCACCCGCGUAAAUAAUAGUCUAUGCCUCCCGUGUAUAAAGUAGCUUCCCGUAGUAGAAAUAAUUUGAAAAAUCGAUGCAGUAGUUUCGGAGGCUAUUCAAUGCCAAUAAACAUUCGAAGUUUUCCUCCUUAUAAUAUUAGUAUAGAUAAAUGCCAGUCUCAUAAUUUGUACGUUAUAAAAUACCAAGGUUUUUAUCAGGUUUGCCUUGGAAAUUAAUUUUUUUAAUGCCCCUCAGGCCUAUGUGUAAUAAUAACACCAUUAUCUUGGGAAUGAUACCACCACCCUUGACAUUGAAUUUAAACUAUAUUUAAUGAGUUAUGGGAGAAUUUUCUUGAUUACAUAGCUACUAGUCAGUCAUAGGCACGUAAAUAUCGUCGAGUGUCUUUAAUAAACUGAUGAACAAAAAAAGCUAAUCCAAGCAGCUAAGUAGUACGCACUUGACUGUCAACAUUUAUGUCAAGGCACUUGUGUGUUUUUAAAUGUAUUACAUUUAAUACAGUUACAUUAAAACAUUACAGUGGAAUAAAGAUAAACCCUGUGUAUAUAAACACGAUGAUAUUAAUAAUUGUGUUAUUUUUAGUACUUUCAAGGACAAUCGACUUAAAUACAAAAGUGUUUACGGUGAACAGUACAGUGUCAUUUGUGUCACGAGCAAUUUGUGGGAGAACUGUGCCUGUAACUUUAAACAGAAGGAAUAUCAUAGAACACUCGCCUUUGCCACCUGAACAUUCCAUAUCACAAUUUAUAAAAAUAAUUUCCGUGGGAAACGAUCAAUUGAAAAGGUUUCUUACAUCUCCCGAGUCUCAGGUGCUAAAUAAGAUGACAUCGGAGGAAUCAAACAAGGAUUUAAGCGAUUCCUCGGUUACCGAAAUUGAUAAAGGCAGAAUAACAUUUGUUGAUGACGACAUACCGAAAGGAGUGGGAUCCUCUAAAGUGAAUCGUGAUUCUCUUACCUCAAGGUUAUUGAAUGAGAAAGAUACAGCCAAAGAUAAGAAACCUGAUUUUGAGAGCAAUAACGGCAAGAUAACUUUCGUGGAUGAUGAUAAAACAGAAAUUCCGAAGUUUAAAUUGCGUCACUCGAUCAAUGCAGAGGAACCACCGAUUACCCAGGACAUUAAUAGUACAAUGACCACACGCACAUAUUUAGACGAUCGUACUGCUUUAGAAGGUGACCAAUGCCCAACGGGGUUUAAAAGGGUACAUGGGGUAUGUGUUGAAAUAGAUAAUUAGUCACACAUCUACUUUGUAAUAAAAUAAAGUCUAUCUUCUAAAUAUGAAACACUAAAGUAACAGUGUCAAUUAUUUUCCUAUCCUACCUAUUAGUUUUAUGUAUUUUUAAGUAAUUACUACGUAUAUAUAUAUAUAAAUAAAAAAAUGACUAAAAAACGUAAAAAAUAAUACUUAUCUUUCUAUUGAAGUUGGGCGGAGAUGUUGUAUCGAAAAUAUCACUGAGUAAAACGAAAGUCAUUAUUCUCGUCUCGAUCAUAUAGAAUGUUAAACAAACCUACAUAUUUUUGAUACAUGGAUAAUAAGUAAAUUCUUAUAAUUUGAUAAGUUUUCAAAGGUUUUCAUAGAUUAAUUUUAUAUAUAAGCUAAACUAAGAUUAUAAGUUUAUCACAAUUAAGGUAAUCUAAGUUAGUAUGUAUCAGGGUUGUUGCGAAUAUAAGCAUAAGCUUCCGCUAAUUAUCAGCAUUGUUUUCAAUGUAAUGCAACGAUCGAAGCUGUCAAUUAUUAAAUACUAGCUUCGCCCGCGUUAGGUGAUUGGCUACUUGACUGUUUUGAGAAAAGUAUUUUUAAUCUUUCAUAUCAAUUUAACCACCAUCAGACUUAUUUUUCUCCAAGAAGUGUUAUCAUAUAAUUUUUAUCAUUAAUAAUUUGAAUGGUCCCGCGAAAACAGUCACGUGAUGUUUCAAUCGCGCCCCAGGUCUCCUGUCUUGGGGGACCUCUAAAGGCUCUGGUUCUCUUUGUUUUAACGAAACGAAAUAAUAUAUAAUUAUUGCAGCUAACACAAAAUAAAAUAAAAUAUUUUUGACAUUUUAUCUGGAAUGAAAGCGCCUUGUGCGCCGAUGGCGUUCGCUAGUAAAUAUGGCUUCCUAUAUGAUUCCUCUAUGGGCUUCCUGUUGACGAUUUUAGUUUGAUGAGGUUUGUAUAUUUACCAUGGACUUAGUACUUAUAACUCCGAAAAAAUAUAAUUAGAAAAAUGAACCUUAUGUCUUUACUUUAAAGUAAUCUUUUAAUUGCUCGUUGUAUAGAAGCUAAUCCGAAUCAAGAAAGAUAGUCAUAACGGAGGCCAUGCGUUUCGUUCUUUCAUCUUGCCAUUAUUUAUAUAACAGGGAUAUUGCCAUAUAUAUAUACCUAUUUUGUCUAAUUGAAUAUAUUUUGAUGAUUUAGUUAUAUGCAAUCUCAUGAAACACUUGCGAUUCUCCGAUAUAUGUAUUUUGCGAUACAUAUUAUAAGUGCACGCGAUAUCGCUCGUCGAUAUCGAUAUCGAAUUGCACGGAAAGCCUAAUAAGUACUAUACUCUAUUCAUUAUAACAUUAGAAAAAAGAGGGUCAUAGAAGCAGCAGUGCAGAACAUUUUAAUUUCAAGAUAAAUUUAAAAAAUAUAUAUUAGCUUUGUUGAAACUUUGAAC
Diatraea saccharalis (sugarcane borer) is the source of this 2858-nucleotide messenger RNA. The record is from the annotation of a GenBank genome assembly. Lineage: Eukaryota; Metazoa; Arthropoda; Insecta; Lepidoptera; Crambidae.